UUUCACAACGAAAGUUACGUUCUCUCCUCAAAGAUGAAGCGCAAGAACGAUACACCAGCCAAUGGCGCCUCCAAAAAGCGCGCCAUUUCCGACUCAGAAGCAGAAAAGAACUUUCGCGCCGGCCUUUUUGAUAGCAAAGUGCUUGACGACUACACUCAGCAAUACGCAAAAUCAUCACCCUACAAACAUGCCGUAAUCCACAACCUGAUCUCCUCACCCCUCCUCCGCGCUGUCCGCACCGAAAUCCGCGAGCACAUCUCCUUCACGCCCAAGGAAACCGACAUCUACAAAAUCCACCAGUCCGGCGACCUCGCAAACCUCGACGGUCUCGACGAUGCUGCUCUGCGUAGGCUUCCAUCGCUUCUCACGCUCCGCGAUGCCCUCUACUCGGCUGCGUUUCGGAGAUAUAUCGCGAGUGUUGCGGGAUCGGGGCCGCUGAGCGGAGUCAAGACGGAUAUGGCUGUGAAUGUGUAUACGCCGGGAUGUCACCUCCUCUGCCACGACGACGUUAUUGGGAGUCGGCGCGUAAGCUGGAUUCUAUACCUGUUGGACCCGGAUCGGGACUGGAAGCCGGAAUGGGGUGGGGCUUUGCGUCUGUAUCCCACAGAGGUGCUCAAGAAUCAGGACGGUGACGAGGUGAAGAUUCCACAACCGGACUUCUCUGUGUCGAUCCCGCCGGCGUGGAACCAAUUGUCCUUCUUCACGGUACAGCCUGGGGAGAGCUUUCACGAUGUUGAGGAGGUCUACCGGCGCAGCAAAGAUGAGUCAGAAGAGGAAGAUGGAGGUCGAGUGCGGAUGGCGAUCAGUGGCUGGUUCCACAUACCCCAAGAAGGCGAGGAGGGAUACGAAGAGGGUCUUGAAGAGAAGCUAGCUGAGAAGAGUUCACUCGCUCAAUUGCAAAGAGGGAAAGCAGACGCUUUCGACCGACCUCAACCACAAUGGGUCGAAUUUGAGGACAAUUCUGAGGACAACGAGGAGGAAGAGGAGCUCUCGACCGCAGAGAUCGAAUUCCUUCUAAACUACCUAAACCCAAAUUACCUCACCCCCGACACCGUCGACGAGCUCCAGGCGAUGUUCGCAGACGAAUCAUCCCUCCAACUCUCCACCUUCCUCUCCAACAAGUUCUCCGCUCGUCUACAAACAUGGAUUGAGUCCAAAGACCACGAGGAGUACCCAAGCCUCCCCGCCCACCCUUCAGCUCUAAAAGGAGACUCCACAGGCGUCGCAUGCCCGCCACAUAAACACCGCUUCCUAUACCGCCAACCUGUCCUCCCACUCCCCACACCAACCCCUGACCUGGAGCUCAGCCCAUACGACGAACUCGUCGACGUCCUCUUCCCCCACCCCUCAUUCCGCAAAUGGCUCGCCCUCGCCACCGGUCUCACCCUCACAAAAUCCAACAUUCUCGCCCGCCGCUUUCGCCGCGGCGUCGACUACUCCCUCGCCACCGCCUAUGAGGAGGAGGAACCGCAGCUCGAGAUUUGUCUCGGUAUAACGCCGUCAAGCGGAUGGGCGCCUGAGGAAGCCGAAGAAGACGACGCCACCGCCGGCGCCGAGGAGAAAAACGGUUCCAGCAGCAACGGCAAGGCAAAAUCGAUAGCGAAAGAGCUAGUACCUCCGGCCCCAGCAACAGAGGAGCCCGAAGUCGGGGGUUACGAGAUGUACAUGGCCGGCGAUGACGAUGAGGCCUCUGCCCCUGCUGCCUCGAACGCUGAGUCGUCAACACAUACAGGAGCUGGGCAGCGGAGAAAGACGAAAGCAGAUCCGGCGGUAUAUCGCAGCGCGGCGGAUGAUGAGGAUGAUGGGGUGUUGUUUUCUAUGCCGGCGAGUUGGAACGCCUUAAGUGUGGUUCUGAGGGACCAGGGUGUGCUGAGGUUCGUGAAGUAUGUGAGUAAGGCGGCGAAGGGGGAUCGGUGGGAUGUUUGUGCGGAGUUUGGGGUGGAGUUUGGGGAGGAGGGGAGUGAUGAGGAGGAAGGGGAUGAGGAGUAAGUCGGGAAAAGGGAGAAGGGUUAGAUGGAAGGCGAGGAUAAUCUAGAGGAGGACAAGGUCUGGAUGAGAGAUCCGAGAUUCUGUGGCUUGGUAGGGACUGAAGUUGGGUAUCAGGUAACCUUCCUUAAGCAACUAUCAGCUCACACGUCUUUCCCGCCUUACCCGUGUUUUCUCACCCGCAUUGGUGUAUAAAUCUCCUGCAUCGACCGCCGAAAUUAGCGUCUUUGUUCAAUGACACCCUUUGCGGGAGACAUCAAUGAGUCUCCCAAACAUGGACAUGUCUGGUGGCGGUGGUGAUGGUGGAGGGCGAAACACGUGCCGAGCCGGUGACGGCCG
Molecule: messenger RNA, 2325 nt
Organism: Mytilinidion resinicola
Lineage: Eukaryota; Fungi; Ascomycota; Dothideomycetes; Mytilinidiales; Mytilinidiaceae
Exons: 3
Coding region: 34-1989 (651 amino acids)
Biological process (GO): peptidyl-proline hydroxylation; regulation of translational termination
Cellular component (GO): cytoplasm
Molecular function (GO): L-ascorbic acid binding; peptidyl-proline dioxygenase activity; iron ion binding
Source: RefSeq, a predicted model, not a curated record